Molecule: messenger RNA, 1425 nt
Organism: Acanthosepion pharaonis
Lineage: Eukaryota; Metazoa; Mollusca; Cephalopoda; Sepiida; Sepiidae
Source: the annotation of a GenBank genome assembly
AUGGGUCUGAGAUAUGAACGGAUAUAUAUUAUCACUCCUCUUCCCUCUACCUGCUACAUCAUCACUUCUCCCUUUCUCUAUUUGUCAUCUUUCUUAGUCCUCUCUCCCUUUGUCUCUUUUGCUGUCACUUUACCUCUCUUUUCUUUUCCCUCUUUCUUUCUCUCUUUCAUUCUACUUGUCGCCCUCCUUUUCUAUCGCUUUCUGUUUGUUGUGUGUUUAUCUAUCUAUCUAUCUAUCUAUCUAUCUAUCUAUCUAUCUAUCUCUUUGAGAAGACUGCAAAACAUUGCAGACAUUGAGACGAGGACUACUGACCUUGACUUUACCUUUGCGUUCACUUCUUCUUCUUCUUCUUCUUCUUCUUCUUCUUCUUCUUCUCGUUUUUUCUACUUCUCCUCCUCCUUCUUCUUCCUCUCCUCCCUAUUGUUGCUGUUGUUGUUCUUCUUCUUCUUCUUCAUCUUCUUCUUCUUCUUCUUCUUCUUCUUCUUCUCGUUUUUUCUACUUCUCCUCCUCCUUCUUCUUCCUCUCCUCCCCAUUGUUGCUGUUGUUGUUGUUGUUGUUGUUGUUCUUCUUCUUCUUCUUCUUCUUCUUCUUCUUCUUCUCGUUUUUUCUACUUCUCCUUCUCCUUCUUCUUCCUCUCCUCCCCAUUGUUGCUGUUGUUGUUGUUGUUGUUCUUCUUCUUCUUCUUCUUCUUCUUCUUCUUCUUCUUCUUCUUUUUUUCUACUUCUCCUCCUCCUUCUUCUUCCUCCUCCCCUAUUGUUGCUGUUGUUGUUGUUGUUGUUCUUCUUCUUCUUCUUCUUCUUCUUCUCGUUUUUUCUACUUCUCCUCCUCCUUCUUCUUCCUCUCCUCCCUAUGGUUGCUGUUGUUGCUGUUGUUGUUGUUGUUCUUCUUCUUCUUCUUCUUCUUCUUCUUCUUCUUCUCGUUUUUUCUACUUCUCCUCCUCCUUCUUCUUCCUCUCCUCCCUAUUGUUGCUGUUGUUGUUGUUGUUCUUCUUCUUCUUCUUCUUCUUCUUCUUCUUCUCUUCACUGUCUGUCUGUCUGUCUGUCUGUCUGUCUGUCUGUCUCUCUCUCUCUCUCUCUCUCUCUCUCUCUCUCUCUCUCCUCUCCUUCAACAUCUUCCGCUACGCGCGAUGGCCCCGAGAGCGUUAAGGGCAAGGUUGUCAUAUCUGCUCGCCCCCCUGCCAAACACCCUUUACCUGGAUUAGCUCUUAUCGUUGAUACGAACGCUUCCAGCAUCCGCCCGCAAAGCCGACACUACCUCCUCCUCCUCCUCCUCCUCGGCAUCACUUUUCUCCACCUCACAUUAGAUCGACAGCUUUUUCAGCUACUGACCGAUGCCUUCCAGGCUCGUAUGUGUUCUGUUGAUCUACUAUCAGCUCAAUGCGUUGCUGCAAUCUCCUUUCCACACACAGGUCACAUUCGUCCUUGA